Hyaloscypha bicolor E is the source of this 1632-nucleotide messenger RNA. RefSeq lists its product as uncharacterized. The record is from RefSeq and is a predicted model, not a curated record. The coding region runs from base 1 to 1632 and encodes 543 amino acids. Lineage: Eukaryota; Fungi; Ascomycota; Leotiomycetes; Helotiales; Hyaloscyphaceae. The transcript has 4 exons.
AUGGCUCCCGGUUUCCUGCAACUCAGUGAUGAGCUCGUUCUCUCGAUAUUUGAGCAAGUGUCCCAUAUCUCACCACGAUCCUUAUUGGACCUCUGCCUUGUAUCGAAGAGAUGCUCCAUGAUCUCAAGUUCGUUAUUGUACCGGUCGCUUUCGAUCUCCUCGCGCAAUCUACAGCAGUUGCACCACACUUGUUUUACAGCCAGCGACUACACAUUUCGGACGAACAUGCUUGCUUAUUCCCGUCAUCUCACUGUGAGCAGCGAGCUCAAUUGGACUGUACUUGCUAAGCUGAUCUCGAGGAUGACACAUUUGGAAUCUAUACGGUGGCUACACUGGGAGGAACGUUUCCCCAGCGUAAUCAAGGGACGUCUUCGUCAAUUGUGGCCGGAUGCCAAGCUUUACCUCGAGGGCCUUUCAGUUGGGUUGCAAACCCAUGUGGAUGAAGUGCAAAUCAUCGACUUGAACCUGUUAAAAAGUCUUGUUGAUUUUCAUAACAUACACUCCAUUCAAGUAGUGAUCGAGUACGAACACCCCGUAGCCAUGAGAUGGCUGAAAAAUGUGCUUCUCGGCAGUCCCAAUCUGAGAAUAUUGCACCUCACUCUACCUAGGACGCGCGAUGGAAAGGUCGAUUGGCUCGCGGACGGCCAUGGAACCUAUGAUCUAUGUGUCCAGCCUGGCGAGCGCCUCAGCCCGCUAACGGAACUUGUCUUCGAAACUCGCAAGCCUCUUGAAGACGAUCGAUCGAUCAUUCCAUCCUCGUUCUUCGACUUCACUCAGAUGCACCGACUGGAACUCAGAGGUUUCAAUAUGGAUAGAUUCCUCCUCCCCCUAGCGUCUCAAUUACUACGUCUCCAGAGUUUAACUAUCCUGUACUUUAACAAGCCACUCGAGGAGCGGGGAAACGUCUUGGAAAAUUUUGUUUCCAGCAUUCGAGGCGUGCGAACUCUCCGAAUUAUCAUCUCAGUCCGUCUCCCACCAAUAUCGACCUUCUUUGUCUUUGCUGGAACACUGAAUACAUUGGAGCUACGGUUUACUAGGCAGGCUUACGACUCGUAUACGUUUUCGAGGGGAGUAGAGCGGACCUCCUACACACCUGACGACUUGGACGCCUUGCGAGAAGCUUGUCCUCAAAUCUCUUCACUAAUUUUAGAUAUGGUUAUGGUCAACACACUCCCUUACGAGUUCCUAGACGCAUUAACACAGUUUCCACAGCUCUCGAGCCUUCGCCUUUACUUCCAUUUCGACGAGCAAACUGCCGUCGGGCAACAGACUGCCAAGCCACCCCACAUUUCAGCAGAUCGGUUGACAGCCCUCCACCUGUUCUCUUAUCUUCGAGGCCGCAAGGUCGGCGUUGCCCUUGAGACCCUGGAACUCAUGAUGAGCGACCGCUCUUUAAGAUCUAGGCGAGUGAACUUCUGGCAGCUCUCGGAUCAUGACCGCCCGAGUAUGCUAUUCACUUGCCGAGAAGACCCUCAUGGCAAUGCGAUAUGUGAGCACGAUUCUUAUGAUGAAGAAGACGUUUCGUGGUGGUCAUACUUUGAUCCGGACAAACCCAAGACGAUUCGAGGCCAGACAUAUCCGGAUAAUCUGCUGGACAUCAUUGAGGCCAGGAAAGAGGCGAGCAAGCCAUGA